Messenger RNA from Echinops telfairi (small Madagascar hedgehog), 1428 nucleotides. RefSeq names its product CEA cell adhesion molecule 20 (gene CEACAM20). Gene Ontology annotation, biological process: heterophilic cell-cell adhesion. NCBI's taxonomy places the organism in Eukaryota, Metazoa, Chordata, Mammalia, Afrosoricida, Tenrecidae. The transcript has 8 exons. Gene Ontology annotation, cellular component: cell surface. The record is from RefSeq and is a predicted model, not a curated record. The coding region runs from base 1 to 1428 and encodes 475 amino acids.
AUGGGGUCCCCUGGCUUUCAGGGACCCCACUGGGUGGGAGUCUUGCUCUCAGCCUCGCUCCUGACUGUGUGGAGUCCGCCGGCCACGGCCCAGCUCGGCGUCCACGGCAGCACGCCGACCACCCACCGAAAUUUUCGGAAUAAGCCCAUCAUUUCAAUCAACCAAAACAGUGCCAUUGAGCAUAGGGAGAAGGUAGAAAUCAACUGUAUCACCAGUGAUGCCCAAGUUACCAUUCGCUGGAUCUUCGAAAGUGUCUCCCUGGUGCCCCACGAGCGGAUGCUCCUGUCCUCGGACAACAAGAUGCUCACCAUUCUCACUGUCCACCGGCAGGAUGCCGGAAAUUACCAGUGUGAAACCUGGAGUCCCCUGCUGGUUCAGAGGAGUGAUCCCAUCAGGUUGGAUGUGAGCUAUGGUCCAGACUCUGUUGAGAUCGAACUGGAUUCUGGUGUACACAGUGGGGAGGCGAUUGAGGUGUUGGAGGGCUCCACGGUGGUCUUGCAGGCAAAGACACAGUCUUCCCCAGAACCUGAGUAUUCCUGGUUACUUCCCAACUCCUUCACGCUGACUCCAUCUAACAGCACGUUGACCAUCCACAACAUCCUCAGGGAGAAGGAGGGCAGGUACCGAUGCUUAGUAUUCAACAAAGUCACCCAGCUGUCCAGCCUGAGAGCAGUGAAAAUCCAGGUCCUUGACAUAUUGACCAAGCCUCACAUCCUGUCCCCAAGUGCGAACUUAGUGGAGCAUGCCAGCUCUGUGAACCUGACCUGCCAGACAACCCACGAGAGGGCUGCUGUCCAGUGGUUCCUGAAUGGCCAGCCCCUCCUUCCCAGUGAGCGCUUGGAGCUGUCCCCUGACAACAACACUCUGGUCAUCUAUGGCCUCAGGCGGACUGACACAGGGCCCUAUGAGUGUGAAGUCUGGCACUGGGGUAGCCGGGCUCGGAGCGACCCCCUCCAGCUGACCAUCAACUAUGGCCCUGACCAAGUGAACAUCACCAGGAAUGGGCAUCACCAGGAGGUCGUCCAGGAGACACUCAACUCCACCCUGAUCCUGCAGUGUCAAGCUGAGUCCAAGCCAGGUGCACAGUAUCUCUGGACCCUUGAAGGUUCCACCUGGAUGUCUAACGGGGAGCAGCUGAGGAUCAACGCUCUGACUUGGGACAAUCAGGGCCUCUACAAAUGCACGGCCUCCAACCAAGUAACUCAACUGGCCCUCUCUGCCUCAGUCCUGGUCCAGGUGAUAGGUCCCCAGGCCUCCCUGUCUAUAGGAGUCAUCGUUGGCAUUGUUAUCGGGAUCCUUGCUGUACUUGCCCUGGCUGCAGGCCUGGGCUAUUUCCUCUUCAGGAAGUUCAGAUGGUCGUCCAGGGAAAAAGCUUCGAAUUCCAUCCAAGAGGAGGAUCACCCUGAAGAACACAUUUCCAGUAAGUGA